Molecule: messenger RNA, 330 nt
Organism: Rotaria sordida
Lineage: Eukaryota; Metazoa; Rotifera; Eurotatoria; Philodinida; Philodinidae
Source: the annotation of a GenBank genome assembly
AUGGCUUCAUGUUAUAUAAUCCUGGAUAAUGCUUCUGUGGCUGUUGCUCUUCUUUUUGCAACUGCAGAUGAGUUUCCAUAUCGUGAUCCACUUACAGUAACUCUCGAAGGAACAAAUGCAACAGAUGUCGAAGCACUUCAUCUCGGCUCAAGUUGGACAUUGAUAUACAGUGGUCCAACAGGUAUUGAUCCUGCUCGCAAUACAUAUAUGCAACAACAAGAUUUCUCGAAUACGAUUGCUUUUAGAAGUUAUCGACUACUUGUUACUUCGCAAGAAGGUCUUAGCAAUUCUGUUCAAUACGCCGAAGCUCAAAUCUUAGGUCAUGUUUGA